Messenger RNA from Histoplasma capsulatum G186AR, 1408 nucleotides. Its product is annotated as UDP-glucose 4-epimerase. The transcript has 2 exons. Bases 60 to 1076 code for a protein of 338 amino acids. Gene Ontology annotation, biological process: glucose metabolic process; beta-D-galactose catabolic process via UDP-galactose, Leloir pathway. Lineage: Eukaryota; Fungi; Ascomycota; Eurotiomycetes; Onygenales; Ajellomycetaceae. Gene Ontology annotation, molecular function: aldose 1-epimerase activity; carbohydrate binding. The record is from RefSeq and is a predicted model, not a curated record.
UUUAAGUUAUCCGCCUACCCUACUAUAUCAGCCACUCAUCAAAACAAAAUCUAUUAAACAUGGCAUCCUCUUUGGACGAAUCCGCAUUCACCUUCAUCGCACUAGGUGGCAUUCUUCAGGAAUUUCGUGUUGCCGGCCAGAACAUCGUCCUUGGCUUCGAUACCCAAGAGGAUUAUGCCAAGUACAACACCGCAUAUUUCGGCUCGACUAUCGGCCGCACUACAAACCGGCUGAAAGAUUCAGUCAUUGAAAAUCUCAAUGGGAAGACAUACUUCAUUACAACAAACCAGGAGCCUCAUUCAUUGCACGGUGGGAAGGAUGGGUGGAACUCCAAGGUCUUCGACGGCCCCAACGCUGUAUUUAGAAACGGAAAGGAAGGGUUGGAAUUCAAGUAUCUAAGCAAGGAUGGUGACGAGGGCUAUCCGGGUACGGUGGAACUGAGAGUAUGGUAUACAGCCGGCAAGGAGGUAGGGAAAGAAGGGGAACCUUCCAAACCCGUCCUAGAGAUUGAGUACGAAGUCGAGUUUGUGGGGGAUGAAUGUGACGAAACUGUAGUGGGAGUUACGAAUCAUAGUUACUUUAACUUAGGCGAUGGGCCUACGAUUGAAGGAACAGAAGCAGUUUUAGCUACGGACAAUUAUCUCCCGACAGAUUCCACAGGCAUCCCUAUCAGCACAAUAGAGCGUUACACUUCUACACAGGUUAAUAAGCCCUUCUUCCUCGGCGCAACUUCUCCAGACAUUGACGACUGUUUUGUGGUGGAUACGGAUCCAGCCUCAAUACCAGCCGACACUCGAUCUCGACCGCUGCGCCUGAACGCAGCACUCAGACAUCUGGUCACAGGAAUUCACCUCGAAGUCCAUUCCACGGAACCCGCCUUCCAGUUCUACACCGGAAAGUACAUUAACAUCCCGUCAGUUGGCAGCGCGCCAGCACGGGGACCACGAUCAGGCUUCUGCGUGGAACCUAGCCGAUAUAUCAACGCUCCGAACGAGCCCAAUUGGAGGGGUAUGAGUGUCUUGAGGAAGGGGCAAAUUUGGGGGUCCAAGAUUGUGUACAAGGCAUGGAAGGAGUAAGAGAAAAGGGCGGUACCCUCUAGGUUCGUCGUGAAAGAAAUUAAAGUUGAGAUAAAAGACACUGUGUAAAUUCUCAUGCGACGUGUCACCUCGACUUCACUAGAGCUUUGCAGCUCUUCAUGCUGGUUACUUUUCUAAGUAAUGCUUUUAUAGCCACUCUCAAUGAGGUUUCUAUCUCGAGUUCUCGCACGAACGCCUUUUCAUAACCUAUGAGAAAGAAAACAUAUUUCCUUUCAGUCCUUUGCCAAUUAGAAUCUGGGGAGAUGAUACUGUUUUAUCUGCAGUACGAUCCUGCUGCUUGAAUGCCCAAUGCACAGCGUCAAUAUCUUCUG